CAGGAAUGGACACGGCAGUCACUCUGAGGUGCGGGGGUCGCAUGCCUCUCAUCGGGCUGGGAUGCUGGCAGUCCCCCCCGGAGCAGGUGACGCAGGCGGUGGAGGCGGCGCUGGACGCCGGCUACCGCCACAUCGACACCGCCUACAACUACCUCAACGAGGAGGCCGUCGGCGCCGGCAUCCGGAAGUGGCUCGAGAAGACAGGCAAGAGCAGGGGCGAGAUCUUCGUCGUGACCAAGCUGCCCAUGAUCGGCAUGUACGAAGGAGGCGUGGAGAAGUUCCUGAAGAAGUCCCUGGAGAAGUUGCAGCUGGGCUACGUGGACCUCUACCUCGUCCAUCUCCCCAUCGGCAUGAAGGGUAAACAUGACAACGAUGUUUUUCCGAUGGUCGAUGGGAAGCUGAACCUAGAUUAUGCAACUGACCUCAUUGCUGUGUGGAAGGAAAUGGAGAAGAUGAAGACGCUCGGCCUAGCGAAGUCCAUCGGCGUGUCCAACUUCUCCAUCAAGCAGCUGAGGAAGAUCUGCGCCGUUGCUAAGAUUCCUCCGUCCGUGCAGCAGGUUGAGUUGCACGCUCACUUCCAGCAGCACGACAUGCAGGAGUUCUGCAAGAGCCGCAACAUCGCCAUCACCGCCUACGCCCCCCUGGGCUCCCCCGGCCGGAAGCAGAUGACUCGGCUGAGGUUCAGCCACGCGGUGCCGGAGUUGCUGGAGGACCCCGUGGUGCGGCUGGUGGCGGAGAGGCAGGGCGUGACGGCGGCGCAGGUCCUCCUCCGCUUCCUGGUCCAGCAGGGCCUCAUCGCCAUCCCCAAGUCCGUCACGCCCUCGCGCAUCGCCGCCAACAACGACGUCUGGAACUUCGCCCUGACCGACACCGAGAUGGCAGCACUGAGGAGCCUCGACAAAGGGCCCUCCGGUCGCUCCUUCACAACAAAGAUGUCAGAUCACCCUGAAUGCGAUAUGGAAUAACUGAUUAAAGAUAUUCUUCAUGUAAAUUCAUCGGGUGUCGACGGGAGGGUGUAAUGUCAAGUAAUACUCUACGAAAAGUAUGUACUCAUUCACGCAAUAAUAUUUUGGAUAUGUAAACAGUCUGUCGUUUAGAAGUGUAUAGUUUUGAUUCUUAUAAUCGAUUUGUAAAUAAAGAUUUGUAAAGUAAGAUUACUAGCAGA
This is a messenger RNA of Penaeus monodon (black tiger shrimp), 1165 nucleotides long. Its product is annotated as aldo-keto reductase family 1 member B1-like. Gene Ontology annotation, molecular function: aldose reductase (NADPH) activity. The record is from RefSeq and is a predicted model, not a curated record. Bases 6 to 965 code for a protein of 319 amino acids. NCBI's taxonomy places the organism in Eukaryota, Metazoa, Arthropoda, Malacostraca, Decapoda, Penaeidae. The transcript is spliced from 9 exons. Gene Ontology annotation, cellular component: cytosol.